AUGUCUAUCAGCAAUGGGCCCUCAGUACCGGAGCACACCUCCCCUAAUCAAGAAAACUCUCUUUAUCACACCACCGCAAUACCUUCAGCACGCACUAUCCCCAGCAACCGCCACCCGCUCCUCACGCGCCUUAUGCGCAAACACAAGGCGCUGCUCACGCGAAUCUCUUACCUAAACACACGCAUAGUCAACGCCGCGUCGCUCCGGCAGCACUCCGCAUUCAACAAGAACGCGCAAUACGUAGCAUGGCGCAAAUGGGAGCGACGCGCGGCGGGGCUCUAUAGCGUUCUCGAAGACGACCGAGACAACAAAACACUCACCACGACGCCAAAAUGGCGACUUAAAGCCUUCGUGCUGCGCAGAGACAGGGCGUGGAUGCGGGACGAGCGGCUCGCGGCGCUCGAGCAGAAAGCAGGCGACCGCGUCGGCGAGACGCACUGGCGGCUGCUGGACGCGUGGGACCGGCUCGAGCGGUGCGAGAUCGAGCGGCAAGCGCUCGACCCGGGUCCGCUGGUCGGAGAGUACUGGGCGCAAGCGAAGGCGCUGCACGCGCUGGAGGAGCGGCGGAGGAAGUAUUGGGCCGAGACGCAUGCGUUGCUGCAGGGUAGGUGGGUGGAUGGGAAGUGGGUGACGGGGGAGUGGCCGACGGUUAUAAGCGAAGAGAUGCAGAUGGCGGAGCUGCGGCGGCAGCUGGUCGUUCAUGAUGGCGCGGGCGGUGAGCAUGGCCAUGGCGUGGACUACGCCUUGGCUGCGGCGGUGAUGGCGGCUGUGGAUGGUGUUGUCGAGACUGUGGACGACGCAGAGUUGAGUCAGGUUAUUCAUUUAAAAGCGCCCUAA
Aplosporella prunicola CBS 121167 is the source of this 837-nucleotide messenger RNA. RefSeq lists its product as uncharacterized. NCBI's taxonomy places the organism in Eukaryota, Fungi, Ascomycota, Dothideomycetes, Botryosphaeriales, Aplosporellaceae. The transcript is spliced from 2 exons. The coding region runs from base 1 to 837 and encodes 278 amino acids. The record is from RefSeq and is a predicted model, not a curated record.